Messenger RNA from Tachysurus fulvidraco (yellow catfish), 1944 nucleotides. It is a transcript of the gene rbm12ba, whose product is annotated as RNA binding motif protein 12Ba. The coding region runs from base 167 to 1471 and encodes 434 amino acids. The transcript has 2 exons. Lineage: Eukaryota; Metazoa; Chordata; Actinopteri; Siluriformes; Bagridae. Gene Ontology annotation, molecular function: RNA binding. Gene Ontology annotation, cellular component: ribonucleoprotein complex; nucleoplasm. Gene Ontology annotation, biological process: regulation of RNA splicing. The record is from RefSeq and is a predicted model, not a curated record.
GCGCAGAACGGUUCCUUCUAUUCCGAGGUGGGCUCGUGCAGAAGUAGCAGCGUGGUGUGCGCGUGCAGCUGAACUUUUGAAAAGCGAAAAAGAAAUAAUUUUGUUUUUUACGCAUAAGAUCAUACGUUAUUGUCAUCUUUCACGACAGCGUGAAAGCCAGGCAGAAAUGGCAGUAGUACUGCGUUUGCAGGGUCUGAAUAUUGAAGCAGGACAUGAAGAUAUUCGCAAGUUCUUUCAUGGCUUAAGCAUUCCUAAAGGAUGUGUCCAUAUCACCGGGGGAAAGACGGGUGAAGCGUUUAUUAUAUUCAGUUCAGAGAGAGCUGGACAGUUGGCCAUGCUGCAUUCAGGAAAACCUCUCAAAGGGUCGACUGUUACGCUUUACAAAAGCAGCAUGGCCGAAUUUAAGCACAAAAUGGAGUUGAAGUUAAGGAAAAGGAAAUGUGCUUCAGUGGAACGUGAACCAGUGCUUCAGAUAACUGCAACAGAGAUGUACAAGACUUUAUUAUAUCUAGGGGCUGCUGUUCAAGGACUGCAAUCUAAAGUCCAGUCACCACCAGUCAGUCCUACUCCAUCAACAGAUGUACUCAAAUUGAGUAAGGAUGCAAUUGAUGAGAGUCCAAUAGCAUACCAGACACAACCUGUUCAAAAUCAAGUUGCAGAUCCAAGGAAACAUCAUGUGGAAGAGCAACAUGGCGGAGUGAGAGACGUCAGCUCCUGCAAACCAGGUUAUCUUCGGCUUUACGGACUUCCAAAUACGAUCACCAAAGAGGAAGUCUGCCAGUUCCUUGAAGGACUCAGAGUGGUGGAUGUAAUAACAGAUACUUUACAAAGGCAGGACCAGUGUUGUCUAGUGAAGAUGGCCAGUUUUAAGGAGGCUGAGGAGGGCCUGAAUUAUAGCUGUAGAAGCCCAAGAGACUUCCCCGUAGAGGUCAGAUUGGCCCAUGAGAGAAUGUGGGAAAGCGCCAUGGAGCAUCGUGAAAACUCCUUGAGUUCCAUACUCUCUGAGCAGGACAGAUCCUCUCCUGAUAGGCGUUUGCAAAAGAAUUCUCUAGGUAAAAGGCCCGACUCAUUUUGGAGCUCGCCAAAACGGCGGCGCUCUAAUUCUCCCUCUUUUAAUACGGAGUAUUACGUCAUGGUGAGGAAUCUUCCUAAAACGUUUACCAAGAGUGAGAUAAGACACCUGUUUUCAUGUCCUGACAUACCAAACAGUAAAAUCCUGCAUCUGCUAAACAAAUGGAAGGAAAGAACAUCUACCGCCUUUAUAAUAUUUACACAGCCGGAGGACUAUACUUUAGCCAUGAACAUGAAUGGCACUACAGUUUGCUCGCAUACAAUUGACGUCUCAUCCAUUACUAAGGAAAAAAUGAAAGACCUAAUGUCUCAUAACCGUUGUACUGAUCUGGAAAGGCCACAGACUUUCAGUUCAAACUUGAGUCAUCCGUCAGCACGUGGAAUUCCCCCCCUGACGUGAAGUGAAGUUCGUUCAACAAGGAUAACAGCUGGGAAGAGGAUAUCGAGCUGCUUGAGGAUGAAAAGGACAACUUGAGUGACAAGACUGUUAUUCAGCUUGCAUGUGAGGAAGGUGCCAGAGAGGCUCUUGUUCUACAUGGAGAGUGCUUGCUCUGCUUGCCUGAAUUUCACUAAAACAAAACUUGCACAAAGCUUAUUUUGGGUAGUUCUUGUUUUAUAGUAAGAGGAAAUGACAUGUGUUUUUUCAAAUAUUCCACAAAAUGUAAAGAAGGAUGGAGAAAAAUCCUUCAGACAUUCCAUUCUUUAAUACAAGACAAGAAAGCAAAAAAUGUACUUAAGAGUCAAAGUUCUCUGGGAAUAUUCAAGUAUUAAUGACUGUGCAAAUGUGAUGUGAUAUAACAUUUCACUGUUGCUAUUGAAAUGGCAAUUACUGUAUCUGUAUAAUUGCACAAUAAACCAAGAUGUAUUAAAUUA